Symbiodinium sp. CCMP2592 is the source of this 885-nucleotide messenger RNA. Lineage: Eukaryota; Dinophyceae; Suessiales; Symbiodiniaceae. The record is from the annotation of a GenBank genome assembly.
AUGGCCCUGCUCUUUCAGUCCUGGCCGGAUUCUGUGGUGACGACUUCGGAAUGCUUUGGACGCCGUGUCACCUGGGUGGGCAACGCUGAUGCUAUGGCCCUGCUCUUUCACUCUUGGCCAGAUUCUGUGGUGACGACUUCGGAGUCGCUUCAUGACUCACUGGCCUUUGCUGCACCGAAGCGAGCCGACGUGCCUGUUUGCGAGUUUGUCUCGCUCUUUCUGGCUGAGAUGCUUUGGAUGCCGUGGAACCUGGAUGGGAUGGCUUACACAACCAACACCUGGCAGACGAACUGUGUUUUCCUCGUCGGGCUCAAUGCAGCUCUCGUCGCCUUGACGUCCGUUUGCGAGAAGUACGUGGUUAGAACUGUCGAUCAGGCAGCGCUGGGCUUCAGUUUGUACAGAUGCGUGCUGGCGGUGCCACUGCUUGGCAUCAUGCUGGCCCUCGGCAUGGAAAACUUCUCCGACGCCGUGCUCGCGAUCGCGAAUGCCAGCAACUACUGUUUAAUGGUACUUGCAGUUUCGACCAUCUUCAGCGCUGCAGCUGGCCUUCUGGUCUUCACGCUGCAGGGCCGCGUCAGCGCAACGACUACGCAGAUAGCCAGCCUGUGCUACAAGCUGGCGACCACUGCCUUGUCGCUGGUGCUAUUCCCCGAGGCGCAGAGAGAUCUCGGCCUGUUGGCCCUGAUGGGCUACGGCCUCUCGACGGUCAGCGUCGCGCUCUACGCGUUCUGGCCGAAAUCGGAUCCUGUGGUGAAGAAGGCUGAGAAGCCGCCUCAGGGCUACCCGCGGUCACUUGCCGCCUUGAGCGAGGCUACAGGAGGCCGACAAUUUGCGGCCUUCUACCAGCCAGAAAGCCUGGUGCUGAGGAAAUUAGCUAAGUGCUGA